Molecule: messenger RNA, 4059 nt
Organism: Telopea speciosissima
Lineage: Eukaryota; Viridiplantae; Streptophyta; Magnoliopsida; Proteales; Proteaceae
Product: serine/threonine-protein kinase PRP4 homolog
Exons: 13
Coding region: 101-3619 (1172 amino acids)
Biological process (GO): peptidyl-threonine phosphorylation; peptidyl-serine phosphorylation; mRNA cis splicing, via spliceosome
Molecular function (GO): protein serine/threonine kinase activity; ATP binding
Source: RefSeq, a predicted model, not a curated record
GUCUAUUCUGCCUUUUUUGUCUCUCCUUUUUUCCUUCUUCCUCUUCCAUUAUUCUUUCAGUUACCGAAACCCUAACUUCUGUGCCACUUCUUUAACGGCCAUGGCCGCAGACGAACUAGACACUCGAAAGAGGCACCGAAGAUCUCCUGAUGACGGAGCAGAGGAGGGGUCAAAGCGCCGUAGGCACAGCCGCAAUCGCCGUAACAGCAGCCAUCAUCGACGUCGCCAUCGACAUCGCAGCAGCAAACACGAUAACGACAGCAAGUACGAAGACGACGACACUGCUCCUGCUGUUGCGCCAAGCUCUAAUUCACGUCCCGAUGACGAGAAGGAAGAGGGUGAAAUUCUUGAAGAAGAGGAAGAAGAUCGUGGUGUCGGUCAUGACGAAGUGUUAAGAAAUAAAAUGGAUUCAGAUGUUGAGUCUGGUGAGAUUAAGCCGGAUGAGGUUGUUGGGAGAUCGAAUAACAGUGAUCCGGGAAUUCAUUGUGAGAGAGGCGAUCCUGGUAAUUUUGGAGAAGAACUUGAGCCUGAUGAUAGCAUUGAGAAAAAUACUAUAAGUUCAAAGACAUUGAAAAUUUAUGGGGGUGAUGCAGCAACAUCUGAUUUGGCAGUGAAUGCCAGAGACAAGUCUGACCAUCUAUGUCUAAAUUCUGACGGGGAUCAUGCUGGGAUGAAAAGCGUUGAGGUUUCUUAUCCGAGUGAUCCGAAGGCUGAACAUUCAGCAUAUGGGAUGAAGGAGCAUGAGGUGGGGGAAAUUGAUGGACUGAAUGCUGGAUCUGAAAACAUCAAGUUUAGGGACAAGAAGAGGGAAAUAAAAGGUGACAUGUCUCCCAAGAAUGAGGUGGGGGAAGUUGAUGGACAGAAUGCUGGGUCUGAAAACAUCAGGUCUAGGGCCAAGAAGAGGGAAAUACAAGGCGACAUGUCUCCCAAGAAUGAUGGGGUGAGCCGUGAAAUUGGGGAUGUUGGUCACAAAUACCACAAGGAGGAUAGAAGCCAACACAGGGGAUCUGGAACCCCUCUAAAAGGAGCUGGAAAGGAUAAGUAUAAUAGGGAGUCUGAUGAAAAGGACUCAAGAAGGUCUGUUAGGUCAAGAUCACCAGCUGCUAGAGAAGAUGUUCACCAGAGAAGGAGCAGAAAGAUUGAUGACAGUGGUGGUAGAACCAAUAGGAACAGCGAACCAGAAUUACAUAAUCCAAUGAGAUAUGAGACGAGAGUGCCUUCAGAAUCAAUGGAUGAUGAGAGAAAUCAGAGAAAUGGUUCAGUGGAACAGAACAAAUCAGUUUCUCCUGAAAAUACAAGGAGCAAGUAUAAGACUGUAUCAUACUCCCCAUAUCAUGAGAAAUAUUAUGACAAGGCCCACAGAAAUAGUUCAAGGUCACGUGAUAGCAUGGGAGAUAGGAGAUCUCGGUCCCGAAGUAUUUUAAUCGAUGGGGUCCAUCAUGAGACAGGUGGGAAAUCACACAAAGAUGAUGGCGACCUAAUUCAACUGUUUGAUUCACGAGAGAAGGAAACGGACAAUUUUAAUUGCGAAAGAGUAAGAUACAGUAGGGAGGACGGACAUGGUAGUAGGGACUGGGUGAGGGAUGGUGAGAGAGAGCUGAGCAAUAGCAGAUACAGUGGCCGAGAGGCUGGGCAUGGCAGUCGGGAGACUCGGGACAAAGAUAGGGAUAGAGGUAGGGGGAGGGAGAGUGAUAAGGAGAGAGACAGAGGUAUGAACAAAGAUAGGGACAGGGACAGGGACAGGGACAGGGAUAGGGAUAGGGAGAAGGUCCAAGAGAGGGAGAGGGAGAGAGAGAAGGAGAAGGAUCGGGACAGGGACAGGGACAGGGAUAGUGAGAAGAGGGAAAGGGAGAGGGAAAGAGUUCGGGAUAAAGAUAGAGGUAGAGAGACUGAGAGUGGUUGGGUGGGCAGACAUCUAUAUGAUGGUCAUAAUGAUGCAUAUGGUGGUCGAGAUAGAUUGAAAGAUUCUAGGCAUUUUAAAGAUGAACCGGAUUACCACUACAGGAAAGGAAAAAAAGAUCCAGUAAAGGUGCCCAGCAUCAUGGAUGAUGAUCUGGAAAGGCGUGAAAAGAAACCACAGAGAGAUGAAGAGGUAGAAGAAGAUUAUGAAGAUAGGGUUUCAUUACAACUAGCGGAACAAGAAGAGGAGGAUGUUGACAGAAUUAAGGAGGAGAGCAGGAAAAGAAGGCAAGCCAUACUAGAAAAAUAUAAACAGCAGCAACAGCACUCACAAAAGCUGGUUGAACCUCAUGGUCAAGCCUCAACUAAAGAGAAUGGUUCUCUCAAUGUCAACAAGGCAGCAGAACAGAAACUUCCUCCAAAAGCGGUUAAUUCUACAUCCGUUGCUUUUGAGAGUAGGGAUGAUAGUCCCGAGGCUGAUGUCCACGAGUCUACAUUUUCUGUAUGGAAAUCACCUUCACGUAAUGGAACUUUGGCACAUGAGAGCACUUCUGGUGCUGGGGGUUUAGGGGAUGGGACUCCAAAGAGUGAGAGAUCGGCGGAUAUGUUCUGUGAUGAUAUUUUCGGAGAGUCACCUGCUGGAGUUCGUAAAACUGGAAAAGGAGAUGGUUUGCAUCUUGAAAGAAGUGGUCUUCAUGACAACUGGGACGAUGCAGAGGGUUAUUACAGCUAUCGAUUUGGAGAAAUACUUGACAGUAGGUAUGAAGUUACUGCAGCCCAUGGGAAAGGCGUUUUUUCGACAGUAGUUCGUGCAAAGGACCUCAAGGCUGGGAAGGGUGAUCCUGAAGAGGUGGCUAUAAAAAUCAUACGCAAUAAUGACACUAUGUACAAGGCAGGUUUAGAAGAGUUGAUAAUAUUGAAGAAAUUAGCUGGUGCAGAUCCUGAGAAUAGACGCCAUUGUGUUCGAUUUUUCUCCAGUUUCAAGUACCGAAAUCAUCUUUGUUUGGUUUUUGAAUCUCUUCAUAUGAAUCUUCGUGAGGUACUAAAGAAGUUUGGUCGUAAUAUUGGCCUUAAUCUGGGAGCUGUAAGAGAAUAUGCCAAACAGCUUUUUAUUGCAUUAAAGCAUCUGCGGAACUGUGGAGUCCUGCAUUGUGACAUAAAGCCAGAUAAUAUGCUGGUAAACGAGGCAAAAAAUGUGUUGAAGCUUUGUGAUUUUGGUAAUGCCAUGUUCGCCGGAAAAAAUGAGAUCACACCAUAUCUUGUGAGCCGCUUUUACCGAGCUCCUGAAAUAAUUCUUGGCUUGCCAUAUGAUCAUCCCAUGGAUAUGUGGUCUGUUGGUUGCUGUUUAUAUGAGCUUUAUUUGGGGAAAGUCCUUUUUCCAGGCCCAUCAAACAAUGACAUGUUGCGUCUCCACAUGGAGUUGAAGGGUCCUUUUCCAAAGAAGAUGCUCCGCAAGGGUGGAUUUACCAAUCAGCAUUUUGACCAGGAUUUGAAUUUUCAUGCUAGUGAAGAAGAUCCUGUUACAAAGAAGACUGUGAAGAGACUGCUUCUCAAUAUUAAGCAAAAAGACAUUGGUUCCUUAAUUACAAGCUCCCUUGGUGACGAUCCGAAGAUGUUGGCGAAUUUCAAAGAUCUUCUAGAAAAAAUAUUUGUCUUGGAUCCAGAAAAGAGAAUGACAGUAUCUCAAGCAUUGAGUCAUUCAUUCAUCACGGGCAAGUGAACAAAGAUGCUGAUUUUAUGACCCCAGAAAUGCUGUUGAGCUAGAUACAUGUACAUUAUGAUCUCAAUUUAUUUUUAGCUCUCUAAUCAUUGGGCAUUUCUGUCUUUAUCUCUCUGUGAUUGCCUAAGAGGAUCGACACAGUGUUAUUGGCGUGGAUGAAAUGCGAAGAAGAUGAUGUUUGGUCUGAAGACCUUCCUACAUGGCGGUUCUUUCAGUGGGAUGGGUUCUGUUUCUAUUGUAAGACAACUCGCCAAAGGCGUUUACAUCUCUUGUAAUCAUUCUUAAUGAUGGGCUUUGGGAAGAUUUAUCACAUUUAUCCCCCCUUAAAAUUUUUGUUUGAAGUUUGAAAACAGUGUGCUGCAACCUUUUGCAGGCUUUAGUGCAUUAGAAAAUUCACACCAAUGCUAGUUACUAAAUUAAACUCAAUGAGGUUGUGAAAA